Molecule: messenger RNA, 1612 nt
Organism: Cylas formicarius (sweet potato weevil)
Lineage: Eukaryota; Metazoa; Arthropoda; Insecta; Coleoptera; Brentidae
Gene: Tmx3
Product: protein disulfide-isomerase TMX3
Exons: 4
Coding region: 223-1509 (428 amino acids)
Biological process (GO): peptidyl-cysteine oxidation
Cellular component (GO): endoplasmic reticulum
Molecular function (GO): protein disulfide isomerase activity
Source: RefSeq, a predicted model, not a curated record
UUCAAGAACGAUAUUUUGACAUGAGGUAAUUUAUAAUUUAUAAAACAAAUAAUGAAAGUAAGCAAACCAAAAUCCCAUUAUGCGCUUCAACGACGUAUAAACCAGGGAAUUAAUCGAUCGCCAUUUUAAAUAUACAUUUGGCAUUAUUAUGCCGACGGGGGAUAUCGAUCACCAGAGCAGCGCGAACGUAACGUUAUGGUUAGAUGAUCGUUUUUAGAUAAAAUGGAUUGCCUACUUAUUAAAAUCUUUUUGCUUUAUUUAGUAAUUCGCCAGUGUCGUCCGUCGAGGGUCCUAGAAUUAAGCGAUAAAUUUACUGAAAUACGUAAAGACGGCGCUUUCUGGUUAGUCAAAUUUUAUGCACCAUGGUGCGGCCAUUGCAAGCGUCUCGAGCCGAUAUGGGCUCAAGUGGCUCAAGCUCUAUCAGGCAGGAACGUGCGGGUGGGGAAAGUUGAUUGUACAAGAUUCCCCUCGAUAGCUGAGGAGUUUCGUAUCGGUGGUUAUCCAACCAUAAAAUUUGUGAAACCGGAUGGGGACCACACGUAUCAUGGAGACCGUACGAGGGACGAACUGGUGAAUUACGCAAUACGCAUGUCCGGGCCUCCAGUACAGGAGGUCACACGCCCAGAAAGUUUCAAUGGCAUUAAAAGAGAUAACCGAUUAUUUUUUAUGUAUGUCGGUGCUCGAGAGGGGCCUCUUUGGGACGUGUACUUCGAUGUGGCCAGCAAAUUGCAACCACACGGGUUUUUCUAUUCAACCAAUGAAGACAUCGCUAAACAACACCUCGAUGUCGGUGAAUUGCCGGCCGUUUUCGUUUACAAGGAGAGCUUGCAUUAUUUUUAUUCGGUGGAUUCGGGGACAAACGUAGAGGAAGCGGAAAAUUUAAAUCAAUCGCUGCAUCGGUGGGUCAAUGAGGAGCGGUUCGAGACGUUCCCUAAGAUAACGAGAGGUAACAUGAACGAAAUAAUGCAGACGAACAAGUACAUAGUGCUCGUCGUGGUGGAGGAGGACAAAAUCAAACGAAUCCCGGCUCAUAUGUUGAAGUUUCGAGAUACCGUCGAGGAGUUGGUCAGAAAAAAACGGGGCAAAUAUCACAGGUAUUUCCAGUUUGGUUGGGUUGGUAGUCCCGAUUUGGCCAACAGCAUCGCCAUGGAGAAGUUACCCUUACCCCAUUUACUUGUACUGAAUUCAACAACGUACCACCAUCAUAUUCCGGAUGAUGAUCCGACCGAAAUGACUGCCGAAGCGAUCGAUCAUUUCCUGUGGCGUAUCAUUAACCGGAGCGUUCCGGCAUAUGGAGGAAACAGUAUUCCCGUAAGGUUGUACAGGACGUAUUUUGAGGGUCGCGCAGCACUUGGAGAUAUGUGGAAAGGCAACCCAAUACUGACGGCCGUUAUUUUCGGCCUGCCAUUCGGGUUCUUGUCGUUGAUACUGUACUCGAUUUGUUGCGCAGACAUCCUGGACGCAGACGACGACGACGACGACUACGAGUAUCACGCAAAGCGGGAGUGAAAUUAAGCCACACUAGCGGUAGAUUUUUUAUUUUCGUGUAAAAACAAUUAUACCGAGCGUUUCCUAGACUUAAGCACCUAAUUUAUUGAAUAAACGUUUGAAA